Penicillium waksmanii is the source of this 1248-nucleotide messenger RNA. RefSeq names its product agmatinase. Gene Ontology annotation, molecular function: metal ion binding; agmatinase activity. The record is from RefSeq and is a predicted model, not a curated record. Lineage: Eukaryota; Fungi; Ascomycota; Eurotiomycetes; Eurotiales; Aspergillaceae. The annotation marks the transcript as partial. The transcript has 3 exons.
AUGCCCGCCUGGAAGUCCCUUGUCAGCCUGCUGGCGCUGACCGGUGGUGCUAUCUCUUGCGCCCACCACGGCGAUACCGAGGUCGUCCCCGAACAUGAACGCGAGGAGUUGCUGAAGAAGUGGGAUCAGGAGUGGUCCUUCUCCGGCAUUGCCAGCUUUGCCCACCUCAACCCGGUCAAGUGCUUGAUCGAGCCGAGCGAGAACUAUGAUAUCGCCGUUAUUGGCGCCCCCUUCGACACGGCCGUCAGCUACCGACCCGGCGCUCGCUUCGGACCCCGCGCCAUUCGCGCCGCCAGCGCCCGCCAAAUGUCCGGAACAAGCUUCAACACCCGCGCCGGCAUAAACCCCUACAAAUCCUGGGCCAAGAUCACCGACUGCGGCGACAUCCCAAUCACCCCCUUCGACAAUGGACUCGCCGAGCGCCAAAUGUACGAAGCCUUCCUGGAGCUUGGUUCGCGCAAGACCGUCAACGUCGCGCCCAAGGGCGGCGAUAGCAUUGGCACCGGCCACCCGAAGCUCGUCACUCUGGGCGGUGAUCACAGCGUUGCUCUCCCCGCUCUGCGUGCCUUGUAUCAGAUUUAUCAGAAGCCGAUUACGGUUCUGCAUUUCGAUGCGCAUCUCGAUACGUGGAAUCCGGUCCGAUACUCUUCGUAUUGGCAGAGUGAGCAGACGCAGUUCAAUCACGGCAGUUUCUUUCACAAGGCUAGUCGGGAGGGACUGAUUUCCAACACCACCUCUGCGCAUGCGGGACUGCGCACGCGCUUGACUGGUGUUGAUGCGGGGGAUUAUACGAACCCCGGUCCUGAGCAGGGAUUUAUUCGGAUUCAUGCUGAUGAUAUUGAUGAGCUUGGUCCUAUGGGUGUUGUUGAGACUAUUAUUGCUCGCACUGGUCUUGAUCCUGAACAGCCUGUUUAUCUCUCGGUUGAUAUUGAUGUUUUGGAUCCGUCGACUGCGCCUGGAACUGGUACCCCCGAGCCGGGUGGUUGGACUACGCGCGAGUUUAUUCGUAUCCUGCGCGGUUUGGAGAAGCUUAACCUUGUUGGUGCGGAUAUUGUUGAGGUCUCGCCUGCUUAUGAUAAUAAGGGGGAGACUACGGCUCUUGCAGCGGCUCAGGUUGCUUUUGAAAUUAUUACUAGCAUGGUCAAGUCGGGUGUUAAGGAGGAUUUGGGUGGUUGGUAUGGUCGUUUGUAUGAUGGUGAGACUGCUGAGGCGGAGGCGAAGUCUGCUGAGGAGGUUACUCGUGAUGAG